AGGGCCCGGAGCCGGCGAGUGCUCCCGGGAACUCUGCCUGCGCGGCGGCAGCGACCGGAGGCCAGGCCCAGCACGCCGGAGCUGGCCUGCUGGGGAGGGGCGGGAGGCGCGCGCGGGAGGGUCCGCCCGGCCAGGGCCCCGGGCGCUCGCAGAGGCCGGCCGCGCUCCCAGCCCGCCCGGAGCCCAUGCCCGGCGGCUGGCCAGUGCUGCGGCAGAAGGGGGGGCCCGGCUCUGCAUGGCCCCGGCUGCUGACAUGACUUCUUUGCCACUCGGUGUCAAAGUGGAGGACUCCGCCUUCGGCAAGCCGGCGGGGGGAGGCGCGGGCCAGGCCCCCAGCGCCGCCGCGGCCACGGCAGCCGCCAUGGGCGCGGACGAGGAGGGGGCCAAGCCCAAAGUGUCCCCUUCGCUCCUGCCCUUCAGCGUGGAGGCGCUCAUGGCCGACCACAGGAAGCCGGGGGCCAAGGAGAGCGCCCUGGCGCCCUCCGAGGGCGUGCAGGCGGCGGGUGGCUCGGCGCAGCCACUGGGCGUCCCGCCGGGGUCGCUGGGAGCCCCGGACGCGCCCUCUUCGCCGCGGCCGCUCGGCCAUUUCUCGGUGGGGGGACUCCUCAAGCUGCCAGAAGAUGCGCUCGUCAAAGCCGAGAGCCCCGAGAAGCCCGAGAGGACCCCGUGGAUGCAGAGCCCCCGCUUCUCCCCGCCGCCGGCCAGGCGGCUGAGCCCCCCAGCCUGCACCCUCCGCAAACACAAGACGAACCGUAAGCCGCGGACGCCCUUCACCACCGCGCAGCUGCUGGCGCUGGAGCGCAAGUUCCGCCAGAAGCAGUACCUGUCCAUCGCCGAGCGCGCGGAGUUCUCCAGCUCGCUCAGCCUCACUGAGACGCAGGUGAAGAUAUGGUUCCAGAACCGCCGCGCCAAGGCAAAGAGACUACAAGAGGCAGAGCUGGAGAAGCUGAAGAUGGCCGCCAAGCCCAUGCUGCCACCGGCUGCCUUCGGCCUCUCCUUCCCUCUCGGCGGCCCCGCAGCUGUAGCGGCCGCGGCGGGUGCCUCGCUCUACGGUGCCUCUGGCCCCUUCCAGCGCGCCGCGCUGCCUGUGGCGCCCGUGGGACUCUACACGGCCCAUGUGGGCUACAGCAUGUACCACCUGACAUAGAGGGUCCCAGGUCGCCCACCUGUGGGCCAGCCGAUUCCUCCAGCCCUGGUGCUGUACCCCCGACGUGCUCCCCUGCUCGGCACCGCCAGCCGCCUUCCCUUUAACCCUCACACUGCUCCAGUUUCACCUCUUUGCUCCCUGAGUUCACUCUCCGAAGUCUGAUCCCUGCCAAAAAGUGGCUGGAAGAGUCCCUUAGUACUCUUCUAGCAUUUAGAUCUACACUCUCGAGUUAAAGAUGGGGAAACUGAGGGCAGAGAGGUUAACAGAUUUAUCUAAGGUCCCCAGCAGAAUUGACAGUUGAACAGAGCUAGAGGCCAUGUCUCCUGCAUAGCUUUUCCCUGUCCUGACACCAGGCAAGAAAAGCGCAGAGAAAUCGGUGUCUGACGAUUUUGGAAAUGAGAACAAUCUCAAAAAAAAAAAAAAAAAAAAAAAAAAAAAAAAAAAAGAAAAGAGAAAAAAAAGACUAGCCAGCCAGGAAGAUGAAUCCUAGCUUCUUCCAUUGGAAAAUUUAAGACAAGUUCAACAACAAAACAUUUGCUCUGGGGGGCAGGGAAAACACAGAUGUGUUGCAAAGGUAGGUUGAAGGGACCUCUCUCUUACCAGUACCAGAAACACAAUUGUAAAAUUAAAAAAAAAAAAAAACUCUUUCUAUUUAACAGUACAUUUGUGUGGCUCUCAAACAUCCCUUUGGAAGGGAUUGUGUGUACUAUGUAAUAUACUGUAUAUUUGAAAUUUUAUUAUCAUUUAUAUUAUAGCUAUAUUUGUUAAAUAAAUUAAUUUUAAGCUACAAAAA
Homo sapiens (human) is the source of this 1940-nucleotide messenger RNA. It is a transcript of the gene MSX1, whose product is annotated as msh homeobox 1. The transcript has 2 exons. The record is from RefSeq and is marked reviewed. The coding region runs from base 236 to 1147 and encodes 303 amino acids. NCBI's taxonomy places the organism in Eukaryota, Metazoa, Chordata, Mammalia, Primates, Hominidae. Gene Ontology annotation, biological process: animal organ morphogenesis; inner ear development; positive regulation of transcription by RNA polymerase II. Gene Ontology annotation, cellular component: nucleus; nuclear periphery; transcription regulator complex. Gene Ontology annotation, molecular function: DNA-binding transcription factor activity, RNA polymerase II-specific; sequence-specific DNA binding; DNA-binding transcription activator activity, RNA polymerase II-specific.